This is a messenger RNA of Westerdykella ornata, 520 nucleotides long. RefSeq lists its product as uncharacterized. Bases 76 to 330 code for a protein of 84 amino acids. Lineage: Eukaryota; Fungi; Ascomycota; Dothideomycetes; Pleosporales; Sporormiaceae. The record is from RefSeq and is a predicted model, not a curated record. The transcript has a single exon.
CUCCAGAUCGAGUUGCUCGUGCUGCCAGUCCAGGCCGUCCCUGGCUCCCGCUCCAGAAACCGAACGCUGACCUGCAUGCGCCACCACGGCAACCCUCAUCCUCCCGUCGUUUGUUCGCAUUCCCACUCUCCCCCUCAUCCCAUCUCAAUAUUCAUCACAAGAGUGAUGUACAAAAACCACGCUCACGCUGUCAAGGCAUCUCUCGAUUUCGGCCCACGUCGCCCAUCUCCCCCUCCUCAUCUGCCUAUCACCCCGGCUUUUGGAACUGCAACUCACCCACCUCACCCCCCGGACCCCGUACCUGGCCAUAUUAAAUACAGCCGUUGUUGACCUUGUUUGUCCCUGGUCCCCGUCGGGCACCCUUCGCGGGGUACAUAGAUGAAGUACCAUCUCGCAUUGUACCACCACCCAGAACGCUGAGCAUAGUCACCCGAUCACCUGGCCGUCUCCUCUCGUGCUAGCACCGGUUGCACAGAGGAGCCCACCAAAACAAUGUGGUGGUGGUGGUGGUGGUGGUGGU